AUGGUAACAACAGCAGCUGACAUCCAGACAACUCCCACUGUAACGACAGCAACGGCUACAAUGAGGCCCAAGCUCAUCGCAAGACCGUUCGACGCGGACAAACCCGCGCUAUGGACUGCGAACAUCAUCCAAUUGCUCGACAGGGAGAGCAUUGGGGAUCGAACUCCAUCGAAGCACCUGAGACAUUUAAAAAGUCUUGUUCCAGGCAUUGGCGACGAGGUCCUGAAAACGCUCUGGUUGUCUCAUCUCCCCGAGCAGACGCGAGCUACACUCGCCACCCAGGAGAACGCUUCCAUUGAUGAUCUCGCGAAGCUAGCAAACAGGGUGGACGAGGUAUUCAACCCGAACAGCAUCGCAGCAAUCACCGGCUCGCCAGCCAACGCAGUCAACACGGCACUCCUCGAGCGAAUUGAGCAGCUGACGGCGACCGUUGCCGCCAUGCAAACGCGCGACCCACGGUCUCAUUCACAAACACGUCGGGACGGCUCACGGGGUCAGCGCAGGCACUCGCGCCGACGCUCGAGCUCGAGGAAAGUAUCAAAGAAUUUUGACAUCUGCUGGUAUCACUACAAGCAUGGGAAAUGCCAGAGAGAGACAAUAAUGGCGGAAGUCGUCUCUCAAUCACAAUCCCGCCGCCUAUUUAUCACCGACAGAACGACUGGGACCCAAUACCUAGUGGACACAGGCUCAGACGUCUCUGUCACGCCUUGCAGGCGGCCACCAAGCAAAAGGGAGACCAGUGGCUAUAAACUCUUCGCGGCCAAUGGCACCCUCAUCGACACGUACGGCUACGUGUCCAUCUCGCCAGAUCUCGGUCUCCGUAGAGACUUCACAUGGCGAUUCAUCGAAGCAGACGUCAGUAAACCCAUCAUCGGUGCUGACUUCCUGCAUCACUUCAGUCUGCUACCGGACUUGAGAAACGGAGCAAUCAUCGACAGCGCGACAGGCCUCCAAUCGCAUGGCCAGUCCGCGCGAUUCCGCGCGACGUCUGUCAAGCUCCUCGAGAUCAACGAGGAUUCACCGUACGCGUCGAUCCUCAAAGGGUUCCCAGCAAUAACAAAACCCGGAGCAUUGCUCAGAAAAGCGGAGCACUCCACCGUUCAUCACAUAAGGACAACACCAGGACCACCAAUCUCCUGCAGAGCUCGCCGCCUAGCGCCGGAUAAACUCAAAACCGCUCAAGCGGAGUUCUCCAGCAUGCUGACGCUCGGAACCGCGAGGAGAUCUGAAAGUCCCUGGGCAUCCGCGCUCCACCUAGCUCCUAAGGGCAACAACAGAUGGAGGCCAUGCGGUGAUUACCGCGCACUCAACAACAGGACAAUACCAGAUAAGUAUCCUAUGACAUUUGGCCUCAGAAACGCAGCUCAGACAUUCCAACGUCUGAUCGACGAGGUCACACGCCAUCUACCAUUUUUGUUCCCGUACAUAGACGACAUCUUGGUAGCAUCGGAAGACGCGGAGCAACAUCACGAGCACCUGAGGAUCCUCUUCCAACGACUCCAGGACUACGGGCUGAUAAUCAACGUCGCCAAAUCAGUCCUCGGACAGCCAGAGGGGACGAACGUCAAGGGAAAACAACCAGUAGCCUGGUCUCCAGCCCUUGAAAAAGCAUUCACGCGCAGCAAGCAAGCGCUAGCAGAAGCCACUCUGUUGUCUCAUCCAAAUAUCGAGGCAGAGUGGGCUAUCUUCACAGACGCGUCGGAUCACGCGAUCGGCGCCGUUCUACAGCAGGAACACCACGGUUCCUGGCAGCCGUUAGCCUUCUUCAGCAAGAAACUUGGAAUUUCUUCGCAGAAACACGCGGCUUACGACAGGGAAUUGCAAGCAAUCUACGAGGCAGUACUGCACUUCAGGCACAUCUUUGAAGGACGACAUGAGACUGGACUACAUCGCCCAGUUUUCCACGGACAUCAGAUACGUCGCUGGCCCAGANGACUGGACUACAUCGCCCAGUUUUCCACGGACAUCAGAUACGUCGCUGGCCCAGACAACGUCGUGGUAGACGCCCUAUCACGAGUAGAGAAAAUCACGACUGCCGUCACACCUCCGCAGCUGGUAGAUGCCCAACGUGACGAUCAAGAACUCCGACAAUUACUUCAGCGACCGGACGUGAACCUGCGACUGGACCGCUUUCAACUCCCAGGAAUGGACGAACCACUGUACUGUGAUGUAUCAUCAGGUACAGUUCGCCCAUACGUUCCUGCUCCGCUGAGACGACAGGUCUGCAGCUCACUGCACUCAAUGGCUCAUCCUGGACCCAAAGGCAUGCGAUAA
Molecule: messenger RNA, 2274 nt
Organism: Diachasma alloeum
Lineage: Eukaryota; Metazoa; Arthropoda; Insecta; Hymenoptera; Braconidae
Exons: 6
Coding region: 1-2274 (757 amino acids)
Source: RefSeq, a predicted model, not a curated record